This is a messenger RNA of Serinus canaria (Common canary), 3280 nucleotides long. It is a transcript of the gene RHOV, whose product is annotated as ras homolog family member V. The record is from RefSeq and is a predicted model, not a curated record. Lineage: Eukaryota; Metazoa; Chordata; Aves; Passeriformes; Fringillidae. The transcript has 3 exons. Gene Ontology annotation, molecular function: GTPase activity; GTP binding. Gene Ontology annotation, biological process: small GTPase-mediated signal transduction. The coding region runs from base 193 to 888 and encodes 231 amino acids.
AAAUAGGGGCUGGUUUUGUGCGCAGGGCGGCAGGUGUAGUGAUGAGGAGCGAAGCUCGGCGGGCUGGAGAGGGUGGCCCCGCACGGCAGCUCCGACAGCAGCCCGUUCUCAGGAGCAUGGCAGCGGCCCCGCCGCGCUGCUCCCCACGCUGAGCCCUGUCGAGUCCGCGGUGCCACCAUCAGUGCCAUUGCCAUGCCUCCCCAGGAGCUCCUGGAUUACGCGCCCGCCUUACGGAGACACAGCCCAUCCCGGGGCAGCGGCCCGGAGCUGGGAAUCAAGUGCGUGCUGGUGGGCGACGGCGCCGUUGGCAAGACCAGCCUGGUGGUCAGCUACACCACCAACGGGUACCCCGACGAGUACCAGCCCACCGCCCUCGACACCUUCUCCGUGCAGGUCCUUGUGGAUGGAGCCCCAGUACGAAUUCAGCUGUGGGACACUGCUGGACAGGAGGACUUUGACUGUUUGCGCUCGCUUUGUUACCCUGACACCGACGUCUUCCUUGUCUGCUUCAGUGUGGUAAACCCAAGCUCCUUCCAGAACAUUACAGAGAAAUGGAUCCCUGAGAUACGAACUCACAACCCGCGGGCGCCAGUGCUGCUCGUGGGGACACAGGCAGACUUGCGGGACGAUGUCAAUGUCCUCAUCAGCCUGGAUCGCUACCACGUGAAGCCUGUGCCCCGGCCUCAGGCAGAAGGUCUAGCUGACAAAAUCCGGGCUGAAGCCUACCUGGAAUGCUCAGCACUGACCCAGAAGAACCUUAAAGAAGUUUUUGACAUGGCCAUUGUCAGUGGUGUUGAGCACAAGGCACGUCAGGAAAAGAAGAUGACUGCCAAAGGCAUCAAGACUCUCUCUAAGUGCCGCUGGAAGAAGUUCUUUUGCUUUGUCUGAAGCUGCUUUGAGGGAGGGGAAAAGAAACACCCAAUGCCAGUAUUGGCUCUGCACCUUCUUGGAGUGACUGCUCCUAUGGCCCCAGCAAGGAGGGUAUGAUAAGCUGCUGGGCUUGGAAACCUGUCUCUUGCUGGGUACAGUAUCAGAUGCCGAGACAUGAACUAGAUUUCCAUUGUGCUGAGAUGUGGAAUGGUCCAGGCAGCUGUAAUACCUGCUGGACAUGUCUGUAGUGUCCCAGACUAAUGGGAGCCUUUAGUACAUCAAGACUCAGUACCCCAGAACAGGCAGGUUCCUUGCAUUGUUCAAAAUGACCAGUUUUCUGGUUGAAGCUCACACAUUUUCAGAGUUCUGGUGCAGCAUAAUAAACACGAGGGAUUUCCGAAAUCAGCCUGUGUUUUGGCUGAUUUACAGGCAUGGCAGAGAGUAGGGCAGGGGCAGUUACAGGCAACUGCAAUGUGGUCAGGCAUGGGGUGCAGAGUUUGUAAUGUGAGACUUGGGUUCCCCCUCUGAUUCCAUUUGCCGAAAUAGGUAGAAUUCACUUGGCUGUGAAAAAGCAGCUCUCUUUCUUAAAGGUCCUGUACUAGGAGUACUCUUGAGAAGUUAUUUCCUAAAUAAAGGCCAUUAGCAGGCUGAAGAGAAAAUGCACUGGGAGCUACCGCAAUACUUUGAGAAAAACCUUCUCAGAGAGGACUCUGCAGUCCUCUGGGUGCAGGUGUUACAGUCCUAUCCUAAGAGGUAGUUGUGCACUUGGAGACCAACUUUAAAAGGUCUUUUGUGUGUGUGGUGUUUCGAAAGAAAGAAGAGGUGAGGAAGAGUGAGGUGUGGCUCUGUCUAACAGAGAAAAAACUGUGUCAGCAAAGGGUUUAUAACACUACCAAGGGGUCAAAUGUAGAUGGAGGGAGAAGGAAGAAAAAGAAGCAAAUAGAAAGGAGAAAGAUGGAAUGAAGAAAGGUAGAUGGAGAAGGAAAGGAGAAUGAAUGUAGUUAAAUGAAAGUUGUGAUUCUACUUAGUUGAGAUGCUAAUAUGCAGGGUAACCUCUAGGCACCUGAAAAUUUUGCUAGUGAUAUGAAUUUCAAAGUAAUAUUGUGAAAACAUUCAGUUCUGAAUCAAAAGGAGGGUGUUGUAGUGAGAGAGAGUUCCUCUUUAUUAGGAAAAUCCUCCAUUUCAGAUCUGCACAGAAGAAUGGAAUUUACCUUGUACUGUUCUUCCUGAGGCUGCAGAACAGGAACAGAGGACUCAGGGCUUCUUUCUGUUAUGCUUCCCUUUUUAAAAAGUCACUGCUUGAUCUGCUGAAAUCAAAAGCAAAGGAAAUCCAUGAAGUUUUUGCUGGAGAAAAUAAUUCCUUAAGUUUCACUCCCUUCCCCUCUCACCUGUUUCUCAGGGGAUCAUUACCUCAGAGAGUCUAUUCACAUUUUAUUAUAUUUUAUUAUAGAACUUGCAGCAAUUUCUAGAUCUUCUUUUGCAGAGACAUUUCAUUUUGGUUUAUGUAGCAGAGAGCAUGACAGGUCUGUCAAGAGAUGCUUUUGAUACUCAGGGGGUUCUCUGCAUCUGGCCACAGCCCAUCGCUUUGAGGAUGCUCUGGAGUAAUGUGACAGAAAUGUGACAGAAAGAGAAAUAGCUGUGGAUGGUUUGCCCUAGACCAAAGGCAAGCAUAGGUGAGCUAGUGAGCCUGUAGCAAGGCAAAUAUGACUAAUGCAGUCUGGCUCCAAACAAAUGCCUCCCAACAGCUCUCACAGACAGCUGGUUUUGUAGUGCAACUUAUGUAGUUCCCAGGAUGUGAAACAAGACUGCUGUCUCCCUGGGCAGUAUUGCAGGAUGAAAGAGGUGAAGUGUUCCUGGGAAGGGAAGUGGCCCACAGCCUUGGAGGUGCUUCUAGGGUAAGGCUCAGAGACCUGAAAAGGAUGGUGCAGCAAAAUGAGCUGAAUGUUGAAAGGAGUCCUCCAACUGAAAUGCCCUUUGAGUCCAGUGAGGAGUCUUAAGAGAUGAUGAACACAGAGACAGUAGCUAGAAGUGACAUGUCUGACACAGGUCUAGGUAGGACACCUGACAAAGCUCAGCAACGCAUCCCUGUGUGCAUAUCCUACCUGUACAGGCACCUUUGCUGUAUCACUAGUUCAGUUUGUCUGUUGGGUCUUUACACAUUUCUUUAGCCUGUGAGACCAAGGGCUGUGGUGUGACCUGCCAAAGAGCAUGCCACAUCCCUAUGGAGCAAAUCCACAGGUGGAAAGAACACCAGCCUCCUUCCUGACAAGGACAGCAAGAGUUGUCCUGCAGUAGCUUGGUAUGAAACAGGGGUUAUUUCAUUCUGGAAAAAAAACUGUACUGAGAGCUACUUUUGUUCUAUGUGAUUGUGUCUAAAAUUUGUUCAAAUAAAUUUUUUUAAUGUCCACAA